Molecule: messenger RNA, 432 nt
Organism: Cooperia oncophora
Lineage: Eukaryota; Metazoa; Nematoda; Chromadorea; Rhabditida; Trichostrongylidae
Source: the annotation of a GenBank genome assembly
AUGCGGCAAUCCUACCGUCGAGAAUGCGAGGUGAUCCUCAGAGAGCUGGAGCAGGGUGCUGCUACGCUCCUCUACAAUUCAGGGCUUGCUGCCUGCUCCGCUGUACUGCUCGAGUUUCUCAAUGCUGGUGAUCAUUUGAUUUGCAUGAAGCCUAUGUACAGCGGUUCAUACUCGUUCAUCACCGAAACGCUCACGAGAUUCAACGUCAGUGUCGACUUUGUAGAUGUUGAAAAGGAAGCAAACUUCACCUUAGCUGUGGAGAAGGCUAUGAAAAAGAACACAAAGGUGGAAGCUGCAUUGGAAGAAGUACGAGCCAUUUACGAUCGAUGCAUGGAUCAAAAGCAGUUUCUCGCCGGUUGCAUGAGCGGAUACAUAGGUGGAGACAGACAAACCAUCCGUGUCUCCUGUGAACAUCCUCACCCGCCAUUUUAG